Messenger RNA from Sorex araneus (European shrew), 1013 nucleotides. RefSeq names its product chromosome 10 C12orf71 homolog (gene C10H12orf71). The transcript has 3 exons. Lineage: Eukaryota; Metazoa; Chordata; Mammalia; Eulipotyphla; Soricidae. The record is from RefSeq and is a predicted model, not a curated record. The coding region runs from base 66 to 1013 and encodes 315 amino acids.
CAACGGUCCUGGAACCCGGCAGUUGGCCCCCCGCCGGAGGGACACGGGUCUGACUGGCCCCACUCAUGGCCCAGGAGCUGGCAGCCCCGACGUGGUCUCCCUGGGACGAGGACGGCUGUGAGGAAGGGCGGCGCACCGGGCCCCGGGCCGAGGACGGCCACGAGGAAGCGCAGUGCUCCGGGGCCCGGGCCUCGCCGCCAUGCGUGUCCCGCCGCAGCCCCAGCUCAGGCUCGGACCUCAGCGUGUCCGUGGGCUGCUUCCCCCGCGAGGACUCGUCGUCCUGCGAGGACUCGGCGCCCGACAGCCCUCUGCCCUACCACGUGCCGCCGGCCCAGGGCGUGUGGCGGACCCGGAGGCCGGGCCGGGGGGCCGGCGGGAGCCCGGGGCCCUCCUGCACGCUGGGCAUCAGCCUGGCCUUGGACCUGGACGUGAGCUCGGCCGGCUCGGACACGGCGGCGGCCGGCUGCGACCUAGCCGGGGACGCCCCGCGGGGGGCCCAGCGCCUGCCCAGCCAGAAGCAGCUGGCCCUCAGCCAGCUGGACGGACUGGUCCAGAAGCUGGAGAAGUUUCUGGAAACCCACAAAGAGGGCAACGAGGACGACAAUGACUCUGUGCUCCACGAAAGUGCUCACGAAGAGGCCGGCCCGGGAUUCGACAGUCCCAGUCCUGACCCGGCUUGCCACGCCACCGAGCGCACUGGUUCCCAGCAUGCAGUGGACGCCCCGUGCCCAGGAGAGGGUCUGACGCCGCAGGGGCCUGGCCCGGCCCAGCCGGGGUCUCCUGCGGCAGACGCAGCCUCACGGUGGCCGGGCGGCCCCGAGGAGGAGGCCGCGGACACGCAGCGCCCGUCCUGCCUCGCCUUCUGGGGGGCCCUCCACUGGCUCCGGCGGCGCAUCCGCUCCUCCCUGCGGGCCCGCGCGGCCGGCCAGGGGCACAGCGCGCUGCACAGGGGCAGGCGGGUCCGGCCACAGGUGCCGCUGGGGUCGGGCUGCCCCGAAGACCCCGUGCUGUAG